Messenger RNA from Penicillium waksmanii, 810 nucleotides. RefSeq lists its product as uncharacterized. The record is from RefSeq and is a predicted model, not a curated record. NCBI's taxonomy places the organism in Eukaryota, Fungi, Ascomycota, Eurotiomycetes, Eurotiales, Aspergillaceae. Bases 1 to 810 code for a protein of 269 amino acids. The transcript has a single exon.
AUGCUCUUCAAACCCCUCACCGGGCUACUCGCCCUGGGUGCUCUCGUCUCUACCUCGGUCCUGCCCACCAGCGAGCAGGCGAUCCUGAGCAACCCCAGCUCCCACUCGCUCCACGAACACAAAGCAAAUGCCUUCACUCGUCCGACCUGGUUUGAGUCCGCCCUGCUGGCCCGCCGCAUGCUGGCCCUCUCCUCUUCCGGUGUGAUCUCGACGGUCUUCCCCGAUCCGAUCCCACCCUCCUCCCGCACCCCAGCCUCAGUCGCCGGUCUUCCGAUCGGACUACGCGAAUACAUCGCCGAUUGUGACAGAGCUCUGCCCGAUGGUCUUUCAUUCGGAGAUAACGGGGACCCGACUAUCCUUGCCCUCCGCAUCGCCACCACUUUCCGGAAUAUCGGGGCUGGAUCGAACGUCUCCCUCGAACUGGACUGGUGGGAGCAUCUUGAAGACGCCGUGCCUGUGUACCCGGGUCUGCCUCACAGUCCUGCUGCGUUACCUCGCUUCACAUUGUUCGGGUACCUCGACCCCUUGCCCUCGCUCUCCCGCCACGAUGCCGCGGCACUGGAGAAGUGUUUCCUGCGGUCGCACCCGGACGCAAAGGCGUGGCUGCCCGGUGCAUCGCGUUCGCCGCACGCGAGCUUCUGGGCCCGACUGGUGGUCACACAGGCAUACUGGAUCGGUGGGUUUGGUGACGUGCAACAGAUCGGGUGGUUGGAUGUGACGGAAUGGAAGGGAAUUCGGCAGUGGUCGAGUUCGGUUGGGGAUGGACGCGGAUGGGAAGAUGUGCGACUUCCAGGGGAGAAGCAGCGAUAA